Messenger RNA from Antechinus flavipes (yellow-footed antechinus), 3047 nucleotides. RefSeq names its product acylaminoacyl-peptide hydrolase (gene APEH). The transcript has 21 exons. Gene Ontology annotation, molecular function: serine-type endopeptidase activity. Lineage: Eukaryota; Metazoa; Chordata; Mammalia; Dasyuromorphia; Dasyuridae. Gene Ontology annotation, biological process: proteolysis. The record is from RefSeq and is a predicted model, not a curated record. Bases 16 to 2316 code for a protein of 766 amino acids.
CCGGGAGCCGCUUCCAUGGAGCGACAGGUACGAGCUCGGCGCGCGUCAGCCCUGGCUCCUGCCCCGGCUCCGGCUCCGGCUCGGCUCUCCCCGGCUCGGCAGCCGCGGCCUGACCCGUGUGUUCCCCCCGCGCAGGUGCAGAUGAGCGAGCUGGACGAGGCCACGGCGCUGUACCGAGCGCUGAGCCGCCACCCCGCGCUGGUCACCGCCGGCCUGGGCCCCGAGGUCACCACCCAGUACGGUGGCAAGUACCGCACGGUGCAUUCAGAAUGGACUCAGCGAGACCUGGACCGGAUGGAGAGCAUCCGGUUCUGCCGCCAGUAUCUUGUGUUCCACGAUGGUGGCUCUGUGGUGUUUUCUGGACCUGCGGGCAACAGCAUUGAAACCAAGGGGGAGCUGCUGAGCAGAGAUUCCCCCUCUGGGGCAUUGAAGGCUGUGCUUCGAAAAACUGGGAGUUCAAAGGCUGGGGAAGAGAAACAGUUCCUGGAGGUUUGGGAAAAGAAUUGUAAGCUGAAGAGCAUCAACCUAACAGCGCUGGAGAAGCAUGGGAUUGUGUAUGAGGAUGAUUGCUUUGGGUGCCUUUCCUGGUCACACUCAGAAAGCCAUAUUCUCUAUGUGGCUGAAAAGAAACGUCCCAAGACAGAAUCUUUCUUCCAGACCAAAGCCGUAGAGGUCAGCGAUGAAGAGACAGCCAAGCCAAAGAAACAGGACCAAGCAGUCAAGGGAGAUCAGUAUAUAUUUCAUGAAGACUGGGGAGAAAAUUUGGUUUCCAAAAGCAUCCCAGUCCUGUGUAUUUUGGAUAUUGAAAGUGGAAACAUCUCAGUGCUAGAGGGAGUCCCAGAGAAUGUUUCCCCAGGACAGGCAUUCUGGUCUCCUGGUGACACUGGUGUGGUGUUUGUGGGCUGGUGGCAUGAGCCUUUCCGACUAGGAAUGCGUUUUUGUACCAACCGCAGGUCGGCUCUGUUCUAUGUAGACCUCACCGGUGGCAAAUGUGAGCUCCUUUCUGAUGACUCCAUGGCUGUGUGUUCCCCAAGACUGAGUCCAGACCAAUGCCGUAUCAUCUAUUUGCGGUACACAAACCUCAGUCCCCAUCAGCAGUGCAGCCAGUUGUGCUUGUAUGACUGGUACACAAAAGUCACCUCAAUCGUGGUGGAUGUUGUGCCCCGACAAUUGGAAGGUUCCUUUUGUGGAAUCUUCUGUAGCCUGUUGCCUUUGGGAUGCUGGUCAGCUGAUAGUCAGAGAGUCGUCUUUGAUUCUGGCCUGCGGAGCCGACAGGAUCUGUUUGCAGUGAAUAUCCAAACAGGCAGUAUGACCUCCCUGACAACUGGGUUACCUUUGGGAAGCUGGAAGUUGCUCACGAUUGACCAAGAUCUCAUGCUAGUUCAGUUCUCCACUCCUAACCAACCACCAAGCUUGAAAGUGGGCUUCCUGCCUCCUUCAGGGAAGGAGCAAGAGAUCCACUGGGUAACCCUGGAAGAUGCAGAAUCCAUCCCAGAAAUCACUUGGGCCAUCCGUGUCCUGAAACCACCUCCUGAGCAAGAGAACCCAAAGUACCCUGGCCUUGACUUUGAAGCAAUCCUCCUGCAGCCCCCCAGAAAAGCUGAGAAGUCCCAGGUUCCCCUGGUGGUCAUGCCUCACGGGGGACCCCAUUCAUCUUUUGUGGCAAGCUGGAUGCUGUUUCCUGCUGUUCUCUGUAAGAUGGGCUUUGCUGUCCUGCUAGUGAACUAUCGAGGUUCCACAGGCUUUGGACAGGAUAGCAUCUACUCCCUCCCUGGGAAUGUGGGAGACCAAGACGUGAAGGAUGUUCAGUUUGCCGUGGAACAGGUGCUCCAGGAGGAGGAGUUUGAUAGGAAUCGAGUGGCUCUCAUGGGAGGAUCCCACGGGGGCUUCCUGUCUUGCCACUUGAUUGGCCAGUAUCCAGACUCCUACAGGGCCUGUGUAGUUAGGAAUCCUGUCAUCAAUGUGGCAUCUAUGUUCUGCUCUACUGACAUUCCUGACUGGUGCAUGGUAGAAGCAGGCUUUCUCUACACUUCUGAUUGCCUCCCUGACCCCACCACCUGGGCAGAGAUGCUGAACAAAUCACCAAUCAAGUAUGCUUCUCAGGUUAAGACGCCCCUUCUCCUCAUGCUUGGCCAAGAAGACAAACGCGUCCCUUACAAACAGGGUAUGGAGUACUACAGGGCUCUCGUAGCCAGGAAGGUACCUGUGCGGUUCUUGCUGUAUCCCAGGAGCAACCACUCCCUCUCUGAGGUGGAAGUGGAAUCUGACAGCUUCAUGAAUGCCGUCCUUUGGAUGCGGACGCACCUGGAGUGCUGAGGAGCAGGGAGCAGGGUCGGGCCCCUGCCCACCUGGCCCUGGCCCUGGCCCUUCUCUCUUACCCCGUGCUGUGAUAACGCAAUACUGACAUUUCCGUUCUCCAAGCUGUCUUAACAAAGGAUUCAUAAUGAGCUAAAGAGGAGGAUCCUGAUGUAGCCCCCCAGGCUGUGCGUACUAUAGCCCUUCCCAGGCAGAAGGGAGAUGAGGAUUCCCACUAACCUGUCUGGCCAAAGAAUAGACCGAGACCUUCAGCUGAACCACUAAGGAACCAUCUGUGCCUCCCACCCAGGCUUACAGGGUGGGCCUGUCCAGCCUGAUUCCAUCUUGGAGGACAGUGGCGGGGUGCAGAGGGGGCAGUUGUGUACAUUUUGAUAUCUGAUUGCUAACCUGCAAAGUUGCUCUUUGGGGUUGAGUUUGGGCACUUUCCACAAGCCCAUUGGAUAAGCCCUAAGGGCUGGCCCUGGUGCUAAGCCCUUGUCUUGGUGCUUUAGGGGAUGCUUUUUAGGAAGCCAGAAGCAAGAUGUAGAGAGAAGAGCAUUUGGCCCAUUUCCUCAUCUGCUAAAUGGGGGGUUUGAACUGAAUCUCCCAGAGGCCAUCUAGCUAAUUCCUGUGUUCCAUACCUGACUCUAGUUGGCCCCUAAGACUAGGUACUAGGCCCAUUGUGGACCACAAGUCCUGACAGCGCUCAGCAGAGGUAUGUGCUAAUAAACAUGACCCUGGUGAAAAGAUGA